AUGGAUGUGAUCAUGAGGUGGCACUUCUUCUCCACCAAAGAGGCCAUCAUCAAAAGCAGCAGGAACUACACCUAUACCUAUGAAGGCAGCACACUGCACCUGUACCAAGACAUGGCACCGGCCACACUGGCAAGAAGAAGGGAAUGGAAGCUGAUUGCAGACCUGGUGAGGACCAAAGGCUACAGCUUCGCAUGGGAAUAUCCAUUUAAAAUGCUGGUGUUCAACAACCCACGGGCAGCGGUACUCCUGCCAUCCACAGACCAAACCCUGACCGACCUCCAUCAGCCCCCUGACUCACACGAUAAGGCGAGACGUAGAUAA
This is a messenger RNA of Pelobates cultripes (western spadefoot toad), 321 nucleotides long. NCBI's taxonomy places the organism in Eukaryota, Metazoa, Chordata, Amphibia, Anura, Pelobatidae. The record is from the annotation of a GenBank genome assembly.